Molecule: messenger RNA, 372 nt
Organism: Mesorhabditis belari
Lineage: Eukaryota; Metazoa; Nematoda; Chromadorea; Rhabditida; Rhabditidae
Source: the annotation of a GenBank genome assembly
AUGAAAACCCCGCAAUCUGCGCGGCCACCCAGUCGAAUUCCCCCACCCACCGCGCGGGCGCCCGAUUUCGCGGAGGUGCGCGUCUCGCGGAUACCGCGACGAGACAGCGACAAGUCCAUCAUCAUUGAAAGAAAACUUCCCCGAGUGCCCUCCACAUCACUGAAUCGAAGCAAUACGAUGGAUAAAGACUCGACGAUUUGGAGCCGUUUGUAUCAAGAGAAACGAGGGCAGCUGAAAAAAACGCGAGAUAUUCGAGCGAAAUCCGAGGAUGCUAUCUACGGAACGCUCCGGGGCGAGCACCGACGGCGGUUGACGCAAAACGAGGAGCAGCUCGAGAAGCAAAUCCAAGAGCUCCGACAGCUCGGCGUUUUG